AUGACUGACGCGGUGGUCGGUGGCAGCUCGGACCGGUGGAUGUGCCCUGGUGACAGGACCAUGUCUCUCCGGGCUGGCAGCGAGAAGGAGCAGCUCCCCCAGGGCUGGGCAGCACGGGGCAGCCAACCCGAGCGGCAGCGCAAGAGUGUGGAGCUGACGGAUGAGGAGAAGGAGAUCAUCAACAGGGUCAUUGCCCGGGCUGAGAAGAUGGAGGAGAUGGAGCAGGAACGCAUCGGGCGGCUGCUGGCGCGGCUGGACGACAUGCGGCGCAGCGUGCUGGGGGACGGCGUGAGCCGCUGCAUCCUCUGCGGGGAGCAGCUGGGGCCGCGGGGAUCUGCCUGCGUUGUCUGCGAGGACUGCAAGAAGAACGUCUGCACCAAGUGUGGGGUGGAGACCAGCAACAGCCGCCCCCAGGCCAUCUGGCUCUGCAAGAUCUGCAGCGAGCAGCGGGAGGUGUGGAAACGCUCCGGCGCCUGGUUCUUCAAGGGUUUGCCCAAGCAAAUGCUGCCCCAGCCGAUGUCUGUCAGCAAGAACAAGGGACCCCAAACCCCGAGCGAGCCCAGCCCGUCCGAACCCCCCACCCAGGACCCGAAACUCCCCUCCCGGGCGCCCACCCGAGGCCAGGCGGACGCCCCGGCCGAGCAGGACCCCGACGGCAGUGAUGUGACCGUGGGUGCCCGGGGAAGCUACACCAAGGGCAGGCCAGGUCCCUGUGGCAAUGAGGACACCGGAGGGGACCCCGAGAGCCGUGAGCACACUGAGAGUGGGGCCAGCAGGAGUCCUGGGGUGAAGAGGAUGAACUCCAUGCAAGCCCCACGGCCACCCCCACCAGCCACUGCCAGCCCUGCUCCUGCUCCAGCAGCAUCCCAAGCUCCUGGCCCAGCUCCUGGCCCAGCCGGCCGGUUCCCAGACAGACAAGCGAGCCCCCCGCUGGGAGCCCCGGAGCCAGCCCGUGCUGCUGCCAGGGAGGAGCGAGGAGGGGGCUACACUGUGCCCCCCGGCAGAGAGGAGAGGCUGGGCCGGCAGCCCCCUGCCCCACAGCCCCCCGCCCCACUGCGCCAGCAGCCCCAGGAGGAGGAGGAGGAGGAUGCCAACAGCUACGACUCUGACGAAGGCACCACGCUGGGAGCUCUGGAGUUCAGCCUGCUCUAUGACCAGGAGAACAGCUCUCUGCACUGCACCCUUAUCAAGGCCAAAGGCUUGAAGCCAAUGGACUCAAACGGCCUGGCAGAUCCCUAUGUCAAACUGCAUCUCUUGCCUGGGGCCAGCAAGUCGAACAAGCUGAGGACGAAGACGCUGCGCAACACCCGGAACCCCGUGUGGAACGAGACCCUGGUCUACCAUGGCAUCACGGAUGAGGACAUGCAAAGGAAGACCCUCAGGAUCUCUGUGUGUGAUGAAGACAAAUUUGGCCACAAUGAGUUUAUUGGAGAAACUAGAGUUUCCUUGAAAAAACUCAAAGCCAACCAGAAAAAGAACUUCAACAUCUGCUUGGAGAGAGUAAUACCGAUGAAGAGGGCUGGAACCACGGGCUCAGCCCGCGGGAUGGCACUGUAUGAAGAGGAGGUGGAUCGCGGUGGGGACGUGGAGGAGCGCGGGAAGAUCCUGGUGUCCCUCAUGUACAGCACCCAGCAGGGCGGGCUGAUCGUGGGCAUCGUGCGCUGCGUGCACCUCGCGGCCAUGGACGCCAACGGGUACUCGGACCCCUUCGUGAAGCUUUGGCUGAAACCUGACAUGGGAAAAAAGGCCAAGCACAAGACACAGAUUAAGAAGAAAACAUUGAACCCUGAGUUUAAUGAGGAGUUCUUCUAUGAUAUAAAACACAACGAUCUGGCCAAGAAGUCACUGGACAUCUCAGUGUGGGACUAUGACAUCGGAAAAUCAAAUGAUUACAUCGGCGGCUGCCAGCUGGGCAUCACGGCCAAGGGGGAGCGCUUGAAACACUGGUACGAGUGUUUGAAGAACAAGGACAAGAAGAUCGAGCGCUGGCACACCCUGCAGAACGAGAACCACGUGGCCAGUGACUAG
Chaetura pelagica (chimney swift) is the source of this 2028-nucleotide messenger RNA. RefSeq names its product rabphilin 3A (gene RPH3A). The record is from RefSeq and is a predicted model, not a curated record. Lineage: Eukaryota; Metazoa; Chordata; Aves; Apodiformes; Apodidae. Gene Ontology annotation, cellular component: membrane. Gene Ontology annotation, biological process: intracellular protein transport. The transcript is spliced from 20 exons. Gene Ontology annotation, molecular function: small GTPase binding. Bases 1 to 2028 code for a protein of 675 amino acids.